This is a messenger RNA of Phacochoerus africanus (Common warthog), 2518 nucleotides long. RefSeq names its product sideroflexin 2 (gene SFXN2). The transcript is spliced from 12 exons. NCBI's taxonomy places the organism in Eukaryota, Metazoa, Chordata, Mammalia, Artiodactyla, Suidae. Gene Ontology annotation, molecular function: monoatomic ion transmembrane transporter activity. The record is from RefSeq and is a predicted model, not a curated record. Bases 264 to 1232 code for a protein of 322 amino acids. Gene Ontology annotation, cellular component: mitochondrial inner membrane. Gene Ontology annotation, biological process: monoatomic ion transport; serine import into mitochondrion.
CUGCGCAGGCGGGCUGUUGGAGCGGCGGCUGGCAGCUGCAGGCUGGUGGAGACCCGGGGAACCGUGAAAACUCGCCCACUCAGCUGGCGGGGGCCACCUAGCCUAUGAUUGGUCCAGGAGAGGGGAGGGGGCGUGGCGAGGGGCGGUUCCCGGGUGGAAGCCAAAAGUGCAUCCAGGCCAGGCUGCGAACGCGGGCUGCAUCUGGUAGCAGUUGUCUCAGCACAUUCCUUCUGGGACCAGUCCAGCCUUUUAUGUGAGAGCAGAUGGAGGCUGACCUGUCCAGCUUUAACAUCGAUGCCCCCCGUUGGGACCAGAGCACUUUCCUGGGGCGGGUCAAGCACUUCUUCAAUAUCACAGACCCCCGCACCAUCCUGGUGCCUGAGCGGGAGCUGGACUGGGCCAAAGCGAUGGUGGAGAAGGGCAGGGUCGGGGCUGUCCCCCCAGGCACCCCAGUGGAGCAGCUGCUCUAUGCCAAGAAGCUCUACGACUCAGCCUUCCACCCUGACACCGGGGAGAAGAUGAACGUCAUCGGGCGGAUGUCCUUCCAGGUCCCUGGCGGAAUGAUCAUCACGGGCUUCAUGCUCCAGUUCUACAGGACGAUGCCGGCAGUGAUCUUCUGGCAGUGGGUGAACCAGUCCUUCAAUGCCUUAGUCAACUACACCAAUAGGAAUGCAGCUUCCCCCACGUCGCUCAGGCAGAUGGCAGUUUCCUACAUCACAGCCACAACCACGGCGGUGGCCACUGCUGUGAGCAUGAACAUGAUGACAAAGAGAGCUCCACCCCUGGUGGGUCGCUGGGUGCCCUUUGCUGCUGUGGCUGCUGCCAAUUGUGUCAACAUCCCAAUGAUGCGACAGCAGGAGCUCAUCCAGGGCAUCUGCGUGAAGGACAGGAACCACAAUGAGAUGGGUCAUUCCCGGAGAGCUGCGGCCAUAGGCAUCACCCAGGUGGUAAUUUCUCGGAUCGCCAUGGCAGCCCCCGGCAUGAUCCUGCUGCCUGUGGUCAUGGAAAGGCUGGAGAAACUGCGCUUCAUGAAGAGAAUCCGGGUCCUGCACGCCCCGUUGCAGGUUCUGCUGUCCGGGUGCUUCCUCAUCUUCAUGGUGCCCGUGGCGUGUGGGCUCUUCCCGCAGAAAUGCGAAUUGCCAGUUUCCUAUUUGGAACCGGAACUCCGAGACAGCAUCAAGGCCAAGUGUGAAGAACCUGUGCCUUAUGUCUACUUCAAUAAGGGUCUCUAAGUGCUCCAUCCCAGCAAGGACCAGUCCAUACCCCUAUCCACCAGCUCCUCCUUAGCCUCCCUGGAUACCUGUUCCCUCCUUCCUCUUUGCCGAUGGGGCCUUGAAGGCCAGGGUGGAUUUGGGGGGUGAGGGUGGGGGCGGGAGGAUGCCUCAUGCUUCUUCCAGGCACCUGGGCUUAUUGGACUCUAGGGGAUAAAUAUGAACAGGGGAGAAAGGCUAGGUCUUCUGUCCUGCUCUCGCCCGGUCCCCAGCCCCUGGAGACCAGGAGCUGAGACCCCCUUAGGAAGAAGUUGCUGGGACCCUGGGGAAGACACUUAAGCAAACUAUUUGGAAAAAUUAGGAAAACUUUGGGAUUCUGGUUCCAGCCGGGAUUGAGCAAGAAGCCCUCUUCUUUUUCUCACCUGCUCUCGGGUGAGGGAACCUUUCACCCUUGCAGUUCCAGCUCCCUCAGGAAAUGGGAGGGAAGAAACCGGGUCGCCUUGGGCCCCCUCUCUGCUCUUUCCCUUUCUCCUGCGCAGUGCCCCCCGUCAGAAAGCUUCUCUGGGAGUCUUGCUAAACUUGAGUUUAUCAGGCACCCAGGAAUUUUUAGUGGAAAGAAAGAAGAAGAAGAAAAAAAAAAGGGACAUUGUGUGGAGUUCCCUGAUGGCCUAGUGGGUUAAGAGUUCAUUGUUGUCACUGCUGUGGUGUGGGUUCAAUCCCUGGGCCAGGAAUGUCUGCACGCUCUGGGCGAGGCCAAAAAAAAAGGACAUUAUGGAGGCAGCAGAGUUUCGUGGUGCUUCAAGCCAUGUCCGUUGAUACUGGCUUCUUUCUCCUGCCCUAAAAUCAUAUCUGAUUCUGCUUCUCUGUGUCUAAAAGGUAAUUCCACUAACCGUGAGUAAAAAUGAAGGAGGGAGGCAUUCACUGAACAUUUUCACGGGUAUAAUUUCCUGGCUGCCUCCCUUCCUCAGCCCACUGGGUUAACACCAAAGAGAGACUGGUGCGGACUGAAGAGGAAAGGGAAGUUUUAUUUGGACGCCUCUGAGAGGAAAUCAACCAGGACCAAAGAGCCUUAAAGGACACACAGCCGAGCGCAGCCGCUUGCCCGUCUCCGCUUGGCUGCUCUAGGGGAUUUAGCAAGCCCGUGGGGGAGGGCAGGCUGCUGUGGCUGACCUGGGGCCAAUGUCUGUAUGAGUGGACAUUGUCUAGUGGAAUUUACUGACUGAUCAAAGGAUGUCACUGUGAAUCCCAUUUCUUGAAAGAGCACAAUGAAGUCUGUACACUGUGUUAAUAAAGCUGGAUGGAAAGCA